AUGCCAAGAAUAUUGUUAUUGCUAUCCUGCAUCUUGUUUUUGAGUUAAUCGAGUUUCGUCGAUGAUAUUGAAUAUCUGACAGAAAUCAACAAUAAUGUUGUUAUUGGAAUAUUCACUCAACCCUCAGAUCCAGACUAUGUUGAUUACCCCUCUAGUUAAUAUUCUUAUUUGGCUGCAUCUUAUGUUAAAUUUGUCGAAAUGGCUGGAGCAAGAGUUGUACCCAUUCCGUAUGAGGCUGACAACACCAUUUUAGAGAAAUACUUUUUAGGCAUUAAUGGUAUCAUCAUCCCAGGAGGUGCAUCUGACCUUGAUACUCCAACUGGUCCAUCCAAAUUUGCUAAGGCUGUUGCUUAUAUGGUUAAUAGAGCACUCCAAGUGAAUGAAGCUGGUGAAGUAUUUCCUGUCUUUGGAAUAUGCAUGGGAUUCCAAACAUUGCACUACAUUAUCUCUGGAUACAAAACUCCCUUCCUUUAUAGAGUUUAUGGGGAGAACGGUAUCAGCCACUCAUUAGAAAAUGGAGAUAGAAAUUUUGCAUUAUAUAAAGAUUUCGAUGACGACACAUAUUAGGCAAUAUAGACAAACCAAUAUUUAUAUUACAGUCACAAUUGGGGGGUGAGUCCAGACUUGUAUAAAAAGUAUCCCUCAUUAGAUGCAUUCUUCAAAAUCACUGGAACCAAUUAGGAUAAUAAGGGUUAAACUUUUGUUGCCUCCAUGCAAGGAAAACAACAUCCUGUGUUCGGUGUUUAAUAUCAUCCAGAGAAGAAUAUCUUCGAAUGGAAAAUUUCAGCUCCUCAUAGUUAUUUGGCUGUCAAGGUAUCAGCCAAUCACAUUGAUGCCUUUGUCAAUUAUGCCAGGUUGAACAGCCAUUAAUUUAAUGCUGAAUAAUUGAAUAAGGCUGUGAUCUACAAUUUCAAGACUGUGCAAGAGAAGAAUGCUUCAUUCGUCUAAGUAUACUUUUUUAAAAAUGGGGAGUUGAGUUUAUGA
Molecule: messenger RNA, 984 nt
Organism: Paramecium tetraurelia
Lineage: Eukaryota; Ciliophora; Oligohymenophorea; Peniculida; Parameciidae
Exons: 1
Biological process (GO): tetrahydrofolylpolyglutamate metabolic process
Cellular component (GO): vacuole
Molecular function (GO): gamma-glutamyl-peptidase activity
Source: RefSeq, a predicted model, not a curated record